AUGGUACGAAUGGAUGGCGUUCUUGUCCUUGUAGUUGGGCAAGCGCAGCACCAGAUGAUGAAUAACACAACCGGCUUGGCACUGGUUGGCAGCCGGGAGGAGUUACCGGCGCAUCGAGCUCUAACGGGCUGCGUCCUGGCGCUGCUUAUCAUUUGGACGCUUUUGGGCAACUUUACGGUGUGCGCAGCCGUUUUUCGCUACCGGCACCUGCGCGCCAAAGUAACCAACAUCUUCAUCGUGUCCCUGGCUCUGUCGGACCUCCUGGUCGCCGUACUGGUGAUGCCGUGGAAAGCUGUGGCUGAGGUGGCGGGUUUCUGGCCGUUUGGAGGGUACUGCGAGACCUGGCUGGCCUGCGACAUCAUGUGCUCCACGGCCUCCAUCCUCAACCUGUGCGUCAUUAGUGUGGACCGAUACUGGGCCAUCUCCAGCCCUUUCCGCUAUGAGAGGAGUAUGAACAAGAAGGUGGCCUCUGUUAUGAUCGGCGUGACCUGGACAGUCUCCGUGGUCAUCUCCUUCGUUCCCGUGCAGUUGAACUGGCACCGGGCGGAGAUCGGUGAUCCGGCUGUGGAGGAUUUGGCACUUCACGGUAAGAGUGUCGAUGGGAGCUGCGACUCCAGCCUGAGCCGCACGUACGCCAUCUCCUCCUCCCUCAUCAGCUUCUACAUCCCUGUGGCCAUCAUGAUUGUCACGUACACCCGCAUCUACCAGAUAGCCCAGAUGCAGAUCCGGAUGAUAUCCUCCUUGGAGCGGGCGGCGGAGCACGCGCAGAGUUGCCGCUCGGACGCACAUGAACAGUUCCCUCACCUGUGUACGGAAAUCAGUGCCAACUCUUAUACGUCUCAUAUCCGUCUUAAUCCUGAGCGCUCUAAUCGGGAGCUCAAAGUCUCCAUCAGGAAAGAGACGAAAGUCCUCAAAACUCUGAGCAUCAUCAUGGGUGUAUUUGUCUGCUGCUGGUUGCCGUUCUUCGUCCUGAACUGCGCUCUGCCCUUCUGUCCCGGACCAGAGGCCACAGGGGCACAGAGGGGCCCUUACUGUGUCAGUGAAAAAACCUUCGACGUCUUCGUGUGGAUCGGCUGGAGCAAUUCGUCCCUCAACCCGGUUAUCUAUGCGCUCAACGCGGACUUCAGAGACGCCUUCCUGCGCCUGCUGCGCUGCCGCGGACGACGCUGCUGCGCCGCGGUGAGUGCCGCGGUGGAGACCGUGAUGGCGAGCAACGAGGCCGGACACCUGAAGCAGGAGAGCCCGCUGAAGGCGAAGCUGAGCGUCUCCUGUGCCCGGAAGACUGGGGGCAGUGAGGACAGCGGGAACACAACGGUGACCGUGUUGUAUCACAGAGGGACAACCUCGGAGCCGGUGACGGACACCGAGGAAAGUAACGACAGAGACAGACUGACGCAGAUUCCAAUAUAAGUGACAACAAUGAUGAAAUCCCAUGUGCAGGGUCAGGGAGCAGGCAGGCAAAGAAGUUAGAGAGUUUGCACAUCCAACCCCAGAUGUAGUACAGGGGCAGGGGGAAAAAAAGAACCAAAGUCAGUCAAACAUCCAUGUGAACAAAAAGAAGCCUACAUCUAAAAAUGACAUCGUCACAUGACACAAAAUUACACCUAUUAUUCAUGUUUUUAUUCAAUUUUUUGUAAUUUUCUCCUUUCUUUAGUAGUAAAUUGUAUUUUCAUUGUAAAUUUUGGGGGAUGAUUGUGGAGUUUAUAUCUUUAUUUUUGUUCACAUGGAUGUUUACCCAACAAAGACUUUGUAGGCUGAAAUGUUACAUUGUGAAACUGAAUGUGAGGACUACCUCUCCUUUUCCUUAUCAGGACAAAUAUAGACCGGUCCAGAUGUGGGUAAAUAAAGUGAGCCCACAACAAGAUUAAGACUUCAAUUGACUGUGUUUUUACAAUGAUAUAGUUUAAUCAGGUAAUCAAAAUACAGCCAUAAAUAACUAACAAGGCAGACACCUGAUGGUCAGAGUCUUAAAUGAAGCUGACACUAAUUUAUUGUUCAGUCUCAGUGUUAGAUUAAAAUUUGUAGUUGUACAAGGAUCAUAAACCAUUAAAUUAACAUUGCUGAAGUGAAUUUCAAGAGAAUCCUCAGAUGAAACAUAACAGCAAACAAAAUAUCUCACCCGUUUUACUUGAAAAACACUAACAUUUAGAUUUACCAGUGAAGAUGGACAUUUUUGCCGUGAGCCUUCCACUCAAGCCACCAUGGACACAGAGUUACCACAGGUCAGGAUUUCUCUGAAUCUCUAGAAAUGGGAUUAUGUAACUCACUCACAUUAGCACCCGUCAGCUGUGCAUCUUGGUGAAUGCACGGUGCACUCUGUUUCCCCCCUCUCUCUCCUGAAAGAAACAAACAUGAAUAAUUUGUAAAGGUUGUUCCUGUGAAAGAUGCCCUGACCAGUGAGAACACAGAAGCUUUUACAGUGACAAGCCACAAAAACACAAGAUUAUUGUCCAUGCAGUGAGGCCGAGGCAGGAACAGAGACUACACAAUUAUAGCUGGAGGUCCGCAGUCUCAUAUGCUUAUGCUCUGUGAUGAACUUUGUGCAGAUUAACAUCUGUUCGUUUUUGUUUAAUGAGACUUCCUUGUUGGUGUUAAAUAUGAACGCGUGUGUUACAACCUCAAGCAGCCACAAGCCUUAAUGGAGCCAACAAGGAUUAUGAUUCCAUCCGGAGCGGCACAUAUUUUGUUGAUGGUUGUGAUUACAUUACUGUUACACGAUUUUAAAAAAAAAUUCUUUUGGGGGAAAAAAAAAUAUUUUUUUAUGCUGAGAGUUAUAUGAGAGGAUUGAUGCCACUCUCAUCUGUCCGGUUAAGUAGGCCUUGUAUGUAGCUAAAGCCAACAGCAGGUUAGCUUAUAGCUUGGCACAAAGAGUAGAAACAGAGCCCACCAGCUAGCAUGCUUCUAGGUAGCUGUAGCUUCACAUUUAAAGCAAUAAUUUCACAUUAUUGUUGUAUGAUUACCUUUGUGUUCAUCUAUGUUUUGAACCCGCCUCCUGACAGGGUUGAAUGAACUAAUCAGCCUGUUUAACACGCAGUUGGCUACAGUACGUGUCGACCAUAGCACCCUUCUCUGCAUAGGUUCACAAAGAUGUUUACAUGUAUCAAGAUGCAUAAUUCCAACUAUAGAUGUGAGAACUGUAAGUUAAUUAUGAAGCAGCAGUUAGCUUUGCUGAACAUAGAGAAGGGAAACAGGGAAAAGUGGCCAUCCUGUUUCUGUAUGAAGGUAACAAAAUCUGUCUAUAAGCAUCUCUACAGUUCACUAAUUACAUGUGAUACCUUGUUUCUUUAAUUAAAACAAAAGCCGAAGUAUCACAGUGUACUGUGUUACGAAGGGUUUCGUGCCAGACUAUUUUUUGAGCAGUUACCAGCCAAUCAGCAGAGACUCUAGGAGGUUAGUGUUACUGAGAAAUAGUAAGAUGGCGAGUUGAUGCAAUAAGUGAGCUGUAGAGUUGCUUGUAAGUGUUUUUUUUUUACCCUAUUGAGGGAGUUAAGGCUAGGACAUACUUUACACAUUCCAUGUCCGCAGACAGACUUUUCCCCCGUUUCUAGUCUUGAUGCUAAUUUAACUGGCUUCUGACUCCAGCUACAUAUUUACUGUAAAGACUUGAGAGUGGUAUGGAUCUUCUAAUUGAAUCUCUGCAAGAAAGUGAAGUAUUUCCUAAAAACUCUUCAUUUUAAGUACACCACAUAUUAUGGAUUAGUGCAACAACUGCAGUAAUAGACAAUCCUAAUUUACAAAUUCACUGAAAAUGUAUGCAGUUAACACUUGUAUUAUCUCUGUUAGGCACCAAUGAUAACAUAUUCGUGUCUGUGUUUAUUCUGAUGUGCAGGAGUGAGAAAACACAGAGAUGGUGCGGUGUACUGUGUAAUUGUUUCCAGAGGGGAGGUGUGUGCAUCCUUAUGGUGUUCGCUGUGUAAUGGGCUUGUAACCUACAUAGGACAUCUAUCAGCUGUAGGCAUCUCCAGCUGUAUGUAAGAACAGUCACCAUACCAAAGACGAUUAAUAAAACAGAGGUUGAAUACAUUUUUAAAACUGUGUCUCCCAUUUACAGUGGUUGCAUGUAGGUUACUGAGUGAGAAAAGUCAUUACAGGCCUGACUGGAGUCCAGUACAGAGAGAAGUAUGUGGAGUCUUUUCUCUGAAGAAUGAUAAAGUGAUUACAUCUAUUAAUAUUGA
Messenger RNA from Dicentrarchus labrax (European seabass), 4175 nucleotides. Its product is annotated as D(1) dopamine receptor-like. Gene Ontology annotation, biological process: adenylate cyclase-activating adrenergic receptor signaling pathway. The record is from RefSeq and is a predicted model, not a curated record. The coding region runs from base 1 to 1410 and encodes 469 amino acids. The transcript has a single exon. NCBI's taxonomy places the organism in Eukaryota, Metazoa, Chordata, Actinopteri, Moronidae. Gene Ontology annotation, molecular function: G protein-coupled receptor activity. Gene Ontology annotation, cellular component: membrane.